CUUCUUCGUCUGAUUUUUAAAUUUUCUUUUUAUUUCAAACCUAUGAUUGCAUGAUUCUGCAUCUAAAUUUCUAAUUUCCCCAUCACCACUCAAAUCCUCAGCCGUCAAUUCCACAAAUUCAUCCGAUUUCAUCCUGAUCUAUUCUCGAAUCCCUAAACUCACCUACAAUCGACACAAAUCUCAGAGGAAACAGCUUACGCACUGGAGCUGCGGCACAUGCUGUAGAUUCAGAAUUUUCAAGGUAACAACUUCGACUGACGAGAAACAUGAAAUGCUUCAAGUGGUUAUAUGUAUGCUCUCUGAUCGGGCUACUCAGUAAUCCAUCAUACAGUUAUGGAAAUGUCGUGAAUGACGACAAAGUUUUGCGCGUUGGUGAGGAGCUUUUCAAGGAAGUAUUGCCUCUACAAAAUGGGGCUCGCUUCUACCACUUGCAAGGAUUAAAACCUCAGAUGUGGUAUGAAGUGAAGAUGUCAUAUCCUUCUUCUAUACCAGCCAGUUUUUCUUUGCAACUAAAAAGAGGUGCUCCGGAUUUGGGUCUGAAUCAAGGAAGAAAAUUGCUCAACACUGAAAAGAUAAUUUUCAAGACAGAUGGUAUCACCUCAUUGAUUGAACAGGGCGAAAUGUCUGUUCUCGUGAACGUGGAACCUGAAGGGGUUGUGGCGAUACCAGGGAAGCAGGAAACGGAAUAUAUCAUUUUUAAUAUAGGUACUCCAGUUUUCUAUUCCAAUGCUCUUCAUUUUCUUACACCAAGAGAAACUUCUGCAUCGUUUUUUUCCCUUUUUUUUGUGCGCGGCAUGUACAGAACUUCUUUUUUAUGCAGCCUUAUGCUCUACCAAAUUACCAAUUUCACACCAUCUCUUUGCAAUGUUUCUUGUGCACAUGCUUCUUCACAAUGUUUCUACGUGCUCACAGAUUACCUCUAUAUCUAUUUUCUGCACUUCGAUUAUAUAUAUUUCCAUAAAAACACAGCUGGCUUUGAUUGUCUAUACCGAUCUCCAUCUUUGCUGCAGUUUGUGACGAACUGUUUAUGGGUAUUCCCCACGAGGCUUGGUAUGUUGUAGUUUUCGUAUUGCUUGGUUUGGUGCUGGCUUUUGUGGUUCCUUCCUAUCUGCCCGUGUUCUUGCUGCCAAAAAACGGUAGACAGCCAUUGUUGGUUCAUGCUGUUACCAAGGCUUCAUGAAGCCGUCUCUUUGCUGCAUCUUGCAAUUAUAUGUUCUCAAGAUAUUUGAUUUAGAUGGAUUAUUUGGCUUCA
Messenger RNA from Salvia splendens (bonfire salvia), 1252 nucleotides. RefSeq lists its product as uncharacterized. The transcript has 5 exons. Lineage: Eukaryota; Viridiplantae; Streptophyta; Magnoliopsida; Lamiales; Lamiaceae. The record is from RefSeq and is a predicted model, not a curated record. The coding region runs from base 267 to 1061 and encodes 264 amino acids.